Messenger RNA from Penicillium salamii, 1578 nucleotides. NCBI's taxonomy places the organism in Eukaryota, Fungi, Ascomycota, Eurotiomycetes, Eurotiales, Aspergillaceae. The record is from the annotation of a GenBank genome assembly.
AUGUCAGGCUUCAUUCAAACGCAAAGCUCUGAGGCUAACUCUGACAUCCUGGUUGGCUUGAUCCAUCAAUCUGCUAAGGAUUACCUCGUCAACGGCGGUAAUUUGGACAGUGAUGCCAUCGAGAAUUACAUGCACUAUGUCAUUGCCGAGAGAUUGCUAGCCUCUCUCGAAAAUUACUGGAUGUAUGCUGGCAAACCUGGGGCAAAUACCGAAGACACGGUUCCUUUACACCCUGAUCAGGCUGACCUGGUUUAUUACGCCCUUGAGUUCUGGCAAUACCAUGCUCGGCAUUGCGGGGUCUAUGCGAAUGCCAUCUUCAACACCGACCGAUUGUUCUUUUCGCUCGACUCUGAUACUCGGGUAUACUGGACCUACCUGGGGUUUGGGGCCAGUCCCCCAGAGCCAGUGACAGGCCUAGACCUCAGCCAGGCCAAUUUCUUAUGGGACCAGAGUCAACUCUCGGCUAUACAUGUUGCUGCUCUCAUUGGGAAUGUUCCCUGGAUCAGCCUUCUGGUUGAGGAAUCCGGGAUCCAGCUGCUGGACAGUGCCGAUGGAUUCGGGGUGACUCCGUUGCAAUACGCAGCAUUGGGUGGUCAUGCAGAUGCUGUCCAGUUCAUCAUCAACAGCGCAGAUUUGACUGUGCAGUAUGGGCGGGCUAUUUGGUUUUCCAUCAUCAUAGGAUCUGCAAGUGUUACUCGGUUGUUGUUACAGAAUGGUGCCAAUGUUGACAUUCAGGAUGAAGUCAACCGGGAGUUGAUAGACCUGGCAUGCACUGGUGACGAUGAAUGCGAAGAUGAUGACGAGAUCAGCUUGGAGGCAAAGCCAAGACGCAUAUCCUUACUUAUCAGAGCCAUUGAGGGUUGUCAUGCAGAGGUUGUAGAGGUCCUUCUGUGGGCAAAUGCCAGUUUGAGGCCAAACGGUCAAUCCGCUCUUUGCCAUGCAGCGGCCUUUGGUGAUGAACAAACUCUCCAAGUGUUGGCCAACCAGGGAGCCAAUAUCGAUGACAAGGACGAGCAAGGAAAAUCCGCCCUCUAUCACGCUUUGGUUCGGGGUGAUUCUGGAAUUCAGCGCAUUCUGGUUGAAUGGCGCGCAAGGACAUGCGGGGUUAACCUUUGCAAGAUGCAAAUGUCAGAGCCUGACAUUUACCAAGCACUUUCGAGUGAUCCAAAUAUUCACAUGAAAGAUAAAGACGGGAGAACUGCUCUACAUUCGGCCGUUUUUGUACCAAGCCAGGGGAACGUGAAACGCUUGCUUUGGCUUGGUCUCGACCCGAAUGAAAGGGAUCACGAUGGAAACACCCCGCUCCAUGCAGCGAUGGGCUUCUGUCUGAAGGAUCUAGUGCCGAUGAGAUGUCUGCUCUGGGACAAGAUGUUUGAUCAAAGGGUGUUUGAAGAGGUGUCGAGGCUUGCGCAGUCGAGCUGCCACAGCACACGAGAGCAACAACGCCAGGAAGCUGAGAGAUUGACCUCCUUCCCAGAGAUAGGAGUCAAGUUCGACGCUAUACGUUUGUUGGUCAUAUAUGGGGCUUCAAUUGAAGCGACUAAUGAUUCCGGAGAAAGCCCAUGGAGUGUUUUAUAA